AUAAUAGCGUACAGCGGCGCGUACCUGUUCCUCGUGUUCAUCGCCGUCUGCCUCGCCACGGGGUUGUACUACCUCGCGGAGAUGGUCGAAGAGCACACGCGCCUGACGAAGCGCGUCUUGCAGUGGAGCAUCAAGAUCUCCGUGGGCGUGAACGUCCUGCUGCUGAUCGUGGACGGGAUGCCGUUCAGCUGCGUCGCCGUGUCGCUCGCCGCGCUGGGGUGCUACCAGACGCUGCUCAAGCGUUUCCCGUUCAUCGAGGCGACGUCCCCGGAGUUCAUCGGCAGCGCGCUGUUCCUCGUCGCGAACCACGUGAUGUGGCUGCGGCACUUCCGAGGCGACGCGUACGAAUACGAGCAUCACACGCUGGAGUAUCACCUCGGGUUCUUCCUGAUGAUCGUGUGGAUCGUCCCGUUCGGGUUCUUCAUCUCCCUCGCCGCGAACGAGAGCGUCUUACCGAGC
Micromonas pusilla CCMP1545 is the source of this 459-nucleotide messenger RNA. RefSeq lists its product as uncharacterized. Gene Ontology annotation, biological process: endoplasmic reticulum to Golgi vesicle-mediated transport. NCBI's taxonomy places the organism in Eukaryota, Viridiplantae, Chlorophyta, Mamiellophyceae, Mamiellales, Mamiellaceae. The annotation marks the transcript as partial. Gene Ontology annotation, molecular function: COPII receptor activity. The transcript has a single exon. The record is from RefSeq and is a predicted model, not a curated record. Gene Ontology annotation, cellular component: Golgi membrane; COPII-coated ER to Golgi transport vesicle; endoplasmic reticulum membrane.